Sphaeroforma arctica JP610 is the source of this 460-nucleotide messenger RNA. RefSeq lists its product as hypothetical. The annotation marks the transcript as partial. NCBI's taxonomy places the organism in Eukaryota, Ichthyosporea, Ichthyophonida. The record is from RefSeq and is a predicted model, not a curated record. The transcript has 2 exons.
GGCGAACGAGUGCCCUGUGGCCGUAGUCUUAUCCGCUAAUAUCGCCUACAACGGUCUGUUGUUGUUCUCCUUCGCCUAUUUCGGGUGGCAAAUCCGCAGGACGCAUCGGCUCUUUGUGGACUUGCACACGAACCUGCGGCUGUUUGUGCUGUACUUCACUGUGUACUUUGUCUACUUUCUGUGGGCCGUCUUGUGCAACCAAGACACCUGCUUCGUCGCCGUGGUGGAUGUGGUGACGUACCUGUUCCCCUGUGUUGUUGUGAUAAUGGCUGUGGAUGAGUUCGGUCUCAUCGUCCCCAGAGUGGCCGCGCGCAGAUGGCUCGAUAUGGAAAUACUUACCAAAUAUGAACUCGAGGGUGCCUACUACAGAGACCUCUCGGCCUUAUAUGAUUUGCAGGAGUUGCUAGCCGAUCCCCAAAGUGUAUGUACCGUUCAAGGUUUAGGGUUUUGGUUUCGAUGA